AGCGGGUCCAACGCAUUCCGACUUCGGUUUCGCUUUCGAAGUCGGCUUAAACUUGGCACCUGUUGCGGUCAGAGCAACACUCGCCUACACUGUCGCACAAAGUUCCGAUCGAUGUGAAUUGGGUAGAAUCGAAAAUGGUCUGUGGCCGAAAGUGCUGUUUGUUCUGCCUGUUCAUGAGCUCGUGGGGCUUCCUGAUGCUGAACCUCCUGGGUAUCUUCUACUACAUCCAAUCGCUGAAUCUGCUGGAGACCCUGCCCCUGCCCCACAGCUUCAGAAGUCCGGAGGAGUUCAAGGAGAAGGCGGACGCGGCCUACCAAGAGGUGUCCAUCCGAUGCUUCGUGGCCGCCGUCGUCUAUCUGGGAUUCGUGUUCAUGUCGAUAGUGUUCAUCCGCCGUGACAUCAAGAGGAGGAAGCGGCUCUACAAAGGGGGUGCUCCGCGAAUCCGACAUUGAUCUGUGUGCGUUCUCCAUGUGAUCGGUUGCUGAAUAAACUAUAUAUUUUCACGGCUCCAA
Drosophila biarmipes is the source of this 512-nucleotide messenger RNA. RefSeq names its product ribonuclease kappa-A. Bases 135 to 452 code for a protein of 105 amino acids. Lineage: Eukaryota; Metazoa; Arthropoda; Insecta; Diptera; Drosophilidae. Gene Ontology annotation, molecular function: RNA endonuclease activity. The transcript has a single exon. The record is from RefSeq and is a predicted model, not a curated record.